AUGACAACCAGUUCCAACCGAAGCCAGGAGUCUGACAAUGAUCCAAGCCAUGUGUAUUUUGCCGAGGACUUGUCAUACUGGACAGGCCGAUAUAUGUCGCUUUGUGACCGUUUUCAUAUGAACGAGCUCAACAGACCACCUCCAUCGCCCUCGGAAUCCACGGGAAAGAAGAUUGAUCGCCUCUUCGAGAACAUUGAGAAAGUGCGGAUGAACAGCGUGCUCAAUGAACUGAGAACGCAUUGCAAGACCGAAGAGGCCUUGGAGAGCUUUGAGGACUUCGAGAAUAUCCUUCUCAGAAAACUGGGGAUAUUACGCCAGAGCCUGCGUCGAGUCGGGAGCCUCGCAUUCGCAGGAAAGGAGGUUGAAAGAAGGUCGGAAACAUCUGCGUCAAACGGAUUUAAGCCGUUUUUGUUGAAUACGACAGCUUCUCCUGGGAAUGCAUCGACGCCGACGAGUCGAAUAUCGAGCGUAAACGCUGAAGCCGUGCUUACCGAACCGUCCAAGACCUUUUACGGCGGCGGCAAUAUGGCCAAAAGCAAGACGACCGGCAACCUGGCAUCUCUCACCCCCCUCAUACCAAAGCGGCAGUAUGUUAUUGCGAACCACUCUCGGCCAAAGUCAAAUACUGCUCAGCCCGCCUCGCACCGGCGGAGAACAUCCUACUUCGACUGUUCCCCCGAAACUCGAGCAAAGGCGAUGAAAGAGCGAGAGGAUCGUGCCUUUCGCAGAGCAGCUGAGGCGCAUCGACGCUCGAACUCACAGAUUCCACUCAUGGGCGUGGUCAAGAGUCGCGGGCAGAGCAAAGACCCAGCGUCAUCCUCUGACGCUGUGACAAUCUCAGGGUCGAUCCCACCCCGAUUCAGCUCUUCCUGCUCCAAAGUGGAGGCCGCAGAAGCAGUGACAGGUUCCCUGAGUGCAGCCAUGCUUGAAAGUGGACAUGUUCGUCCACCACCAAUUGCUGUGAGUAGAGCCUCGCCGUCGCGAGUGCAAUUGGUCGAGCUACCUGGAGGUGGGAAAGAGAAGGUCGUCAAAUCACGCCGUAAGUCCGAGAGACAGAUCAGCGGGGAACGGGUCAAGACCCUGUUUGGAGCCAGCAUGCGAGAGGUCAGGAGGAUGGGCCGUCGUGUCAGUGGGAUAGGCUGGCCUGGAAGUAGCGACGAUUUGACAUCGCCCAGGAGUGGGAGCAAGUGA
Molecule: messenger RNA, 1191 nt
Organism: Fonsecaea erecta
Lineage: Eukaryota; Fungi; Ascomycota; Eurotiomycetes; Chaetothyriales; Herpotrichiellaceae
Exons: 2
Coding region: 1-1191 (396 amino acids)
Source: RefSeq, a predicted model, not a curated record